Molecule: messenger RNA, 651 nt
Organism: Anopheles moucheti
Lineage: Eukaryota; Metazoa; Arthropoda; Insecta; Diptera; Culicidae
Gene: Alg13
Product: UDP-N-acetylglucosamine transferase subunit ALG13 homolog
Exons: 1
Coding region: 20-535 (171 amino acids)
Biological process (GO): dolichol-linked oligosaccharide biosynthetic process
Molecular function (GO): hexosyltransferase activity
Source: RefSeq, a predicted model, not a curated record
UCAAUUUUACGAAGCAAAAAUGAUGCAAAAACUCUACAGGAACGUGUUUGUGACAGUGGGCACCACCGAGUUCCAGGAUUUAGUGCGAAUCGUAUCGUCUGCCGCUGUUUUGCAGCAAUUAUCUGUUUUGGGUUGCGAAACGCUCACAAUACAGUUUGGAAAAGGAGAACCGCUGAACGUGGAAUACAUUCAAAAGCUAACUAGCAUACGAUUAUCUGCGUAUGGCCUCAAAAGCAGUAUCGGUGAAGAUAUAAGCAGGGCAGAUCUGGUGAUCAGUCAUGCCGGCGCCGGAAGUUGCAUAGAAGUGUUGGAGGCAGGCAAACCGUUGAUUGUGGUCGUGAACGAAACGCUGAUGAACAACCAUCAAACUGAGCUGGCCGAACGUCUAAGUAAGGAUAAGAAUCUCUUCUACUGCACACCGAAUACGUUGCUGCAGACUUUGGCGGAGUCCGACCUUAGGCAGCUAGAAAAACUUGCACCCGGCGCGCUGGAUAGUUUCGUGAAUCAUUUGGACACAUUCAUGGGAUUCAGAUAGUUAAUGCCAUCGCACUGUAGAAAACAUGAUUCUAAAUUUAACUGAAAUUAGGCGUAUUGCGCGUAUUGUGAUUCAUUGUUGUUUGAACUGAUAUUAAUAAACUUAUGAAAAGAGUG